Marasmius oreades (fairy-ring Marasmius) is the source of this 1083-nucleotide messenger RNA. RefSeq lists its product as uncharacterized. The record is from RefSeq and is a predicted model, not a curated record. Gene Ontology annotation, molecular function: protein binding. Bases 1 to 1083 code for a protein of 360 amino acids. Lineage: Eukaryota; Fungi; Basidiomycota; Agaricomycetes; Agaricales; Marasmiaceae. The transcript is spliced from 4 exons.
AUGUCUCUCUCAACCAGCCCUCUGUCCGAAGACUGGGCAAUGGCGCCCAAGACACCUCCAAUGAACCCCCCAGACCUUCCACCUCUCACUCCACCUUCUCUUCUCCCGAGGUCCCCGUCCCCGGUCAUUCGUUGCAUUGAUGAAGUCCCAAUCGCCACUGGGAAGAGCCCAGCAUCUGCCGUCAAAAAGCCUCCCAUUCGCCACUCAAAGUAUUAUAUUGACGAACAGAUGGCUAUCUUUCUUGUCGAUAACCACCUUUACAAAGUACACCGCCAUUUUCUGCGCCAAGAAUCGCAUAAAUUCGAUGAGAUGCUCGAUCAUUUACCGCCAGAUCAGGGUGGCGAGACCGACGAGAAUCCUAUUGUCCUACCUGAGGUAACCCAAGGCGAGUUCGAGGCACUUUUGGAGUACUUCUAUGCUGGGCUAUACUUCAAAGCCGCGGAAAACAGACCCCGACCUCUACAAGAAUACAUCGAUUUACUUUCAAUCGCUACUCGCUACGACUGUACCGAUGCGCGAAUUAAAGCCAUCGAUGGUAUCGAAUCUCAUCGACCUAACGCAGUCCAGAGGAUCGUUCUCGCGGAGAAGUUCGACAUUCCCAGUUGGCUAAAGCCUGCGUAUAUCGAACUUUGCGGAAGGGACAAGCCGUUGGAGCUGUCGGAAGGAGAACAGCUGGGCCUACAGAAGGUCAUACUGAUUGCUCGAGCUCGCGAGGAAAUCGGCGCUGAUGACCGCGUGUCUCGCUCAGUUAGCCCAACUGAGCCCUGCUAUAUUCCUGUUCCAGCGCCGCGUGUCCCACGAGCGCCUGUAUUGGACCCUCGGGUCAGCCGGAUUGUGAAUGAGAUCUUCUUUCCUUCCCCCCCAGUACCAGAAUUAGCACAGUCGCCACCUUGGUAUCCUCCGAAAUUCAAUAAUAGGCCUGACAAGAUGAGUUGGGGUGCGAAACCUUCGUUCCCCGAUAACUUGGAGCCGGAGAAGGAAAAGGAGGAAAAGAUGCCGGAGAAGGAAAAGAGUCGCUCGAUUACGCCCCCACCGACGAAGAGCGGGACGCGAAAGAUUAAAACGGGCAAGCUACCUUGGUGA